Mytilinidion resinicola is the source of this 5304-nucleotide messenger RNA. RefSeq lists its product as uncharacterized. Lineage: Eukaryota; Fungi; Ascomycota; Dothideomycetes; Mytilinidiales; Mytilinidiaceae. The record is from RefSeq and is a predicted model, not a curated record. The transcript has 3 exons. The annotation marks the transcript as partial.
GAUUUCGGCAAGGCCAUCGGCAUCCACAAGGAUGCAGACAUCCCCAGCAAGAUCAAGAAGUGGCAGACCGAGGGCGGCGGGAUGAUACCAGUUGACGACCCGGCCGCGGGCGCAGUCACCGAGGACGAGAGCACGGAAGCGGUGGAUGCGAUCGCGACGGCAAAAGGAAAGAUGAAGGAGAAGGAGAAGGAGAAGGCGGCAGAGUCACCGAAACCGAAGAAAGCUGCGGCUGCCGAGGCCGCGAGCCCGGCGCGGUCGCCGAAGAAGCUGGCGCAUAACAAGCUGGAUGAGGAUGUGCGGAUUGCGAGCGCGCCGAAGAAGCUGGCGCAUAACAAGCUGGAUGAGGAUGUGCGGAUUGCGAGCGCGCCAAAGAAGAGGGUCGUGAGUGACUCGAACUGGCGGAAGAACAAGAGCCCGCCGAAGGACGGGGCCGCUGCGAGGCCGGAUGUGAAACUGCCUGUGGGAUGGGUAAGGCCGGCUGUGAAACAUGUCUCUCCUACGAAGCCGAAAGUCGAGGCGAGGCCGCCGCCGAUUAAGAUCACGCCGAGGAUUGUGAGGACGCGGACGGCGGUGAGGAGGAAAUCGCGGCCUGGGAGUUCGGGGAAUGAGGAGAGGCCCAAGACGAGUGGAUCGGAUAGCGUGAUUGCGGAGAAGAGUGACAGUUCGCCGGCUUCGCCUUGUGCGGCGGAGAAGAAAGAGGCUGUGAAGUUGCGAGGUGGGGAUGGGAGAAUCAGGUCUCCGAGAGUGUAUCUGUCUGCUGACGAUGAGGCUCCAGUUAAGCGGAGAUCGAGUCGUCGAGUAGAUAGAUCACCGACAGAAGAAGCUAUUCAUGACGACACACCUCCAGAGAAGUCUCCGGCGUUCGAUAGCCCCUUGGCAAGCGGGUCACGACGAAGACGACGUUCAGGCGGCCAUAAGAUAGAGCAAACGCUCAGAGAGUCAGAGGAGCCAACAGAAGAUCCACCAUCUACAGAACGGAGACGACUACGGAAGAAAUCCUAUCAAAUAGACGUGCCGGAUGUGGCACGACCACCAGAACCAGAGGUAGCACCAGAGACUCCUCCCAAGGUAUACGGAAAUCGCAUAGAGGCAUGGCUAACAACAACCCCCGACCCAUUUCUGGACUCCGAGACCAAGUCGCGAAGAAGUUCAAAGAGCACCGUUUCUACGUCAGACGUGUCACGGCCGAAGACUGAAGUUUCCUCGUUCACAGAGAGCUCAAUCUCAAGGGAAGAGUCCGUCCUUGAGAAACCAGAUCGAGCAAGCAGCAGCAGGAGGCGAGCGCGGACUCGGACCAUCACCGUGGAUACUCGGGAUAUGGAUGACAGGACCUCGUCACACCCUUCAAUCGCCCCAUCCGAAAUCACAGAUUCUGCCGCUGGCGGCGACGGCACUCCAAGCCCUUCUCUAAAACGAAGAGGCGCAAAGCGCAGCUCUCAAUCACCUACCAAAAACAGGUCGAAGUCCCUAUCAUCUCGGGAUCCCCCGACUGUUGUAGACACUGAAGAUGAGGUGUCAGUCGCUCCUUCAUCAUCCGUCGACGCUUCCACAUUCCAGCUGCCGGACCUUCCCAUCAGAUCAAGACCGCAGACCUUAGCGCUCAAACGCCACUUUCCCACGAGGGGAAAGCGCUUGUCAACCAUUGCCUCCGUAGAAACAUUUGCCACAGAAAUGCAAGCCGCACCUCCCUCCGAAACCGAAGGCUCAGAAGCCACCGUCCAACCGGAACCCAUCUCCGAAAACAUAGACGGGUCGGAAUCUCGAGACACAGUCGACCUAGAGUCCCUCGUUUCGCUCAAUCGCCGUGGUACUUCGAAAAGAAAGCUCGCCAGCCAUGCGGACUUGAUCUCUGUGCUGUCUCUCCCCAGGGGUGGCUCGAAGAGCAUUGUCUCAGCUCGAAGCAUCCGAACGAACCGGAGUCGCCUCGCAACUGCCACCAUCGGGGACAUCAUGAACGAGUUGGCUUCAGACGAAGCCAAGUAUAUGCGCGAACUCCGCACUCUCGUCGACGGUGUGAUACCUGUCCUUCUCGCCUGCGUUCUUUCCAAGUCGGACGCCGCGGUUGCCGCAGGCCUUUUCAGCAAAUCCGCGUUGAAGAGCGAGCCAAAUGUUACGAGACCGAUAGUCGACAUGGGCGUUUCUCUGGAGCGACUGAAGGCUUUGCACAGACGAAUCCCCAAGGAAGAGCCUGACGCCCUUCUUUCAUGGGCCCAGAGCGCCCAGCGAAUUUACUCGGAUUACGUCAAGGCAUGGCGCCUCGGCUUCCAAGAUGUCGUUGUCAAUCUAGCUCCUGCUGACGAGGGCACAUCAUCUGCGUCUGGGUCCGGCAAGGCACCGGAGGAUGCAGUGUGGGACGAAGGUAUGCCGCGGAAUGAGGAAGGCUAUGUCGUCAAUGGUGAUGGCGAGAGGGUUGAUGUUGCCUUCCUGCUGAAGAGGCCUCUAGUUCGGCUGAAGUAUCUGGCCAAGACCUUCAAGGGAAUCAACCAUGUCAAGCAUUCGCUGCAAGCAGAAAAGAUGUCGAUGGCUUUCCAGGAGCUAGUCAACGACGCCCGUAAACGAUCGAACGAAGAGCGAGCGCGACUCGAAGAUGAAGCCGCGUCAAACAUUGACCCGACGAGAGCUCGUGAUCCACGCAGCUUGGCGCCGUUGGCUGGCGUGAAGAUUGAUUCGAUGCGAUGUGUGAGGGCAAGAGAUUACUUCGACAUGCAUCUACCACACUCUAGUGGCCAGGAGGUGGACUGUCGAGUCGAGCUGCUGAUCAGAGACGAUGCCCCUGGGAGAGGUACCAGCGGGGACGUCCUUCUCUGCGAAGUCGAUGAGUCGGGUCGGUCGCUGUUCUUUCCUCCCAUCCAACUUGGCCGCAUAUCUGCUCGAAAUGGGGACCAGAAGGGCGAGAUCAUAGUAAUGAUGCGAGGAUUUAACACCGCUGGGCAUGAGUGGAACGAAGUCUUCUCACUGAUCUCCAACGACGAGCAAGCUGGAUUUGAAUGGGUUCAGAUGCUUGGACUUCAGCCGGUUCCCCCUCAAAUCACAGAAAUUAAGACGGAGCGAAGUUUCAUCAGUAAGGCGCGCAGACCGCCAAGCAGCCAUGCUUCGUCAUCUCUCGUCUCUGCCGCCACCGGAUCGACUAUCCCCAUCAAGAGCAGAACCCCCAGUCCCCGCGAAGUUGAAGUACCCUUUGGCGAGCGAGCAAAUCCGACGUCGAAGAAGUGGGAUUACAGUACUCCAGACAGGCCGGGCAGCAGGGCAUCUCCAGAGAUUUCUCCAGUCACUCCCCCAAGCAGUGAGCAUUCGAAAACCAGAGCGCACACCAAAGCAAGUCCAGUGUCUCCGCCUUCGCCCUUAUCCCAACGUCAAGACGCCCAAUCGGAUCGAGAUAUACUUCCCUCGUCGAGACCUAAAACUCGGGAAGGUGAACUUAACCUGGACCGGACACCUAAAAGCUUGAACGAUGCGAUGAUGAUGGCCGGAACUGGCUCGCCGGUUGCUCUUAAGCGAACUAAGGCGAAGAGGGUGUCUCGUCAUGCUACUCAGUCGCCAAGCUCUCCAAAGGAAAUGUUCAUUGAUCAUGAACCUGCUGCAGCAGAUAUCAAACCAUUGAGGAAACCGUCUCGUCGACAGCCAGCGGAGCCACCUUACACCCCCACAUCAUCUUCGAUAUCGCAAAAUAGCAAAGGCUUCAGCGUCUGGAUGCCAUCUUCGGAACCAGAGUAUUCGGAUGAGUCCGAUGAAGAAGAUAUGCAUCCAAUCAAGCCUGCUCUGGGACCACCCGUGCGGCCUCAACCGCAUCGACGUGCGUCUUCGACUCGACGACGAUCAUCCUCACCGCUGAAGCACGAGUAUGAGCCGUCUACUGCUACGGAGUCGUCCGGGGAAAGUGAAGGAGAGAUUGUGGACAACGACUCCCUCACAUCAGACUCGUCAGAAGAUGAGCUCGAAGAUGACAUUCCGAUGCCGAUGCUACCAAGGACUGAACAACCUAAAUUUCCCAAAGUUUCUCCACCAGCUUCUAUAUACAGUCUGCCCAACGGGACAAUAUCACCGUCGCAAUCUGCUUCUAACACACCGUAUCGAGCCGUUCCACAAGGCUCAGGAAAAGCUUCGAAGGCAAUUGCGUCCAUAACGUGUUGGUCCAAUGAAACAGGCAAGUGGGAAAGUCUUUAUCCUGAUGAAUGCAGCAUUGUUGUUACGCCAGGCAAGAUUGAGGCAUACGAGCUUACGGCAGCGCACUCCAAACCACUUUUGGCUGAUGGAGACGAGAUCAUCAACUCUAAUGGAAAAGGACCACUCGUCUGCCAAGAGGUCACGCCGUUAGUGAUACUCCGAAAAGGUACUGCUAUCGACAUAACUGUCAAGUCACUUCCAACCUCCGAAUCGCGUCUCAAGUGCGGAGAACAGAUCAUGUACAGGAGCCGUAAUCCAGAAGAGUGUGAUGCACUCUACAACAUGAUCAACAUAUCUCGCUGCAACAAUCCUACUUGGAUAGCUCUCCAACAAGCCAGAGGUUCCUAUGGCCAAGGCUCUACCUGGGCUGCCGCAGUGGACCGCCAAAAUGCAGCUCGCUCCACAACUGGCUCUCAGGGCGCUUGGUGGAACCUUAAUGGCACCCUCGGCCGCCGCAGUUCUUACCGCGCCUCCAGCACCCGCGCCGCUUCCAUCUCCGCAGUUUCCGAUUCCUCCGUUGGCACCAUGACUUCCGCCUUCUCAGCCCUCAAGCGCUUCAGCGGCAGCAGCCGUCUCUUCAAUGUCGCCAAAUCUACCAUCAGCUCCCGUGACAGCGGCGGCAGCACAGGCAGCCUCGACUCUGGCUCCGCGGGCUCGGGCUCUGGCACCAACACGCCAAAUCCGGACGGCACGCCUCGAGCUCCCGGCGCCCCUCAGGGCAUCACGAAUACCAAGAUUCGCCUUUAUGAGCGGGAGUCUCUCAAUAGCUGGCGCGAUAUGGGCUCCGCGCGCCUCACGAUCAUGCUGCCGGAUCCCAACACGCCGCGCUCGGCGACGCGGCAGGGGCAGGGCAGUCCUGGGCUUAGGCAGCAUGGGAGCGAGAAGCGGAUUGUGAUUGUGGGCAAGGCGAUGGGUGAGAUGCUGAUGGACGUUACGCUCAGCGAAAGCUGUUUUGAGCGGGUCGCUAGAACGGGAAUUGCGAUUAGUGUGUGGGAGGAUGUUAUGGGGCCGAGUGGGGUGGGGACUGUGGGUGCCGUGGGAGGAGUGUCCGGGGCUAGGGCGAGGGUUUAUAUGGUUCAGAUGAAAACGGAACGCGAGUGCGCGUAUUCGUACUCGCUACUUGGGAAACUGAGGUAUUGA